CCAGCCGGCAGCCCAGCCCAGAGGCACGUGCUGGCGCCGUUUACCUGGCGGCCUGGGCCGGGGCCGGGGCCGGCGGGAUCUGGCAGCUGCGGUGCGGGGGAGGGACCACUGGGGCAUGGAGACGGCUCUUUCUAAGCUGCAACAACUGGUCCGCGAGGAAAAAUCCCAGAUACUUCUUCUUCUUUGAAAAAUCUGCCCCGGCUCGGGGCAAACUGCCAAAAAAAGAGGUCAUGUCUGGGGAGACCCGGAUGUAUGGCAAUCCUGUGUCCCUGGUCCAGCCUGCCCAGCUCGUGUUCUGCCCCCAGCCCGUGUCCUGCUCCCGGCCUAUUUCUGCCUCCAGCCCUGUUCAGCGCCCAUGUUUUGCAGGUCACUGCCCCUCUCCUACGUAGUGUUCGACGGGCCUGCACCGCAGCCCCCACUCGUCUUCCUGCACGGCCUGCUGGGCAGCAAGGGCAACUUCCGCGCCAUCGCCCGGGCCCUGGUGCAGCGGAGCGGCCGCAAGGUGCUGACAGUGGACGCGCGGAACCAUGGCGAGAGCCCGCACAGCCCCACCAUGAGCUACGAGGCCAUGAGCCUGGACGUGCAGCGCCUCCUGCGGCAGCUGCACAUCCCCAAGUGUGUCUUGGUUGGCCACAGCAUGGGCGGCAAAACUGCCAUGACACUGGCGCUGCAGCGGAUCUCGUGGAGCGCCUGGUGUCUGUAGACAUUAGUCCCACAGAGAGCGUGGCUGUGACAGAUUUCCCGGCCUACAUCUCUGCCAUGAGGAGAGUGAGCAUCCCAAGUGGAAUCCCCCGCUCCACGGCACGCCGGCUGGCAGAGGAUCAGCUGCGUCCAGCCAUCCAGGUGUCGGCAGUAAGGCAGUUCCUGCUCACCAACCUGGUGGAGGCCGAGGGCCGUUACAUGUGGCGGGCGAACCUGGAGGCCAUUUCCCACCAUAUGGCCAAUAUCGUGGGCUUCCCUGUGUUCCACACCCCUUACCCAGGAACCACGCUCUUCCUAGCAGGAUCUGACUCCCCCUAUGUCAGCUCCGAGGACUACCCAGAGAUCGAGCGGCUCUUUCCCGAGGCAGAGAUCCAGUAUAUCCCAGGUGCUGGCCACUGGGUCCAUGCAGAUAAGUCCCAAGAGUUCAUCACGGCCAUCUGCAACUUCCUGCUGCUGCCAUAGAGCUCCUUCCUGUGCAGGCUGAGAGAGCGCGAUUCCCGGGGCUGCCUACUCCGGGAUCACCACGUGAAGGACAUGGGGAUCCUCUUGGGGACAGAUCACUGCUGAGGUGUGGCCCCUGUCCACAAGCAGGGCCUCUGAGAUGGAAGGCUCAGCACCUGACCCAUGCGUCUGUGUGACAGGCUAGAGCGGAGAGUGAGGCAGGGCAGCACUGCCAGGGCCAGGAUCUCUCUCCACCCCAGGCAGCUGGAGAUGAUUUGGCCUCAGUGCUCGUUCCAGCGGGCCAGGGCAGAUCUGGAGUUGAGGCUCCCCGCAGGCCAUCGUGCCCUUCCAUGUGCAUCCCCAGCAUGUUGGGGCAGUGGCCCAUGGGCUCCCUGGCCCUGUUCUUCCCUCUUAUUUGAAUCCUUUCUUUGGGGUCUUAAGGUUGUUCUCAUUCCCAGCCCCCUUCCCCAGCACACACAGACCUCCAAGCACACAUAGACCCUUGACUGGGCCGGUUCUCAGGGGG
This is a messenger RNA of Mauremys mutica (yellowpond turtle), 1669 nucleotides long. RefSeq names its product abhydrolase domain containing 11 (gene ABHD11). Gene Ontology annotation, molecular function: catalytic activity. The record is from RefSeq and is a predicted model, not a curated record. The transcript is spliced from 5 exons. Gene Ontology annotation, cellular component: mitochondrion. Bases 253 to 1164 code for a protein of 303 amino acids. NCBI's taxonomy places the organism in Eukaryota, Metazoa, Chordata, Testudines, Geoemydidae.